AUGGCGGACUUAGUCAUUCCUUCCUUUGGGAGGCUAGUUGCAUCCAAAACUCUUGAUGGCCAUACUGGCUUCGUUUGGGAUGUGGCUCUUUCCGGCAAUGGUCAAAUCCUCGCCUCAAUUUCCAAUGACAUGAUGAUCCGUCUAUGGAACGCCAACACGGGUCUCCAGCGCGGCGCCGCAAGAAACAACGGCCAUUCCACGUGGGUGCGCUCUGUGAGAUUUUCCCCCGCAGGUCGAUUCUUAGCCACUGCUUCCGAUGAUAUGACCAUUCGUAUCAGCGACGUGAACACCGGGUUUACCUACCGCAUGCUGCAGGGUCACACUGGCAAAGUUCGAGCGGUGGAAUUUUCCCCCGAUGGAAAAACUCUCGCUUCAGCCUCAGAUGAUUUCACUGUGCGACUGUGGAAUGCAAGCUCAGGUUCGCUGGUCAAAACCCUCAAUGGGCACUCGGGCUGGGUGCGCGCUGUGGCCUUUUCGCCUGACGGCAAGACUGUCGCUUCAACCUCGGACGAUAAUACAAUUCGUCUCUGGGACACAACCACCGGCAAAGAAAUCCAUCGAUUAAAUGGCCAUGAAUCCUCAAUCAGGGCCGUCUGCUUCUCUCCUGAUGGGAAGCUGCUAGCGUCGGGUUCGCAGGACAAGGACCUGCGCAUCUGGGAUACGAAUUCUGGCGCCAUGCUCAACGUCCUCCGGGGACACUCUGGACCUCUGCGCGUGAUCGCAUUUUCUAGCGAUGGGAACCUGGUGGCAUCAGCGGCCGACGACCUGACAAUCCGCGUAUGGGCUGUACCAUUAGGGUUUGCCUGCGUCCGAAUAUUAACGGGCUAUUCCGGAUGGGUUCGAGCUAUUACUUUGUCGCGCGAUGAAAACGUAGUAGCUUACACGUCUGAUGACAUGACUAUCAAGAUUUGGAUUUCGGCGUGA
Molecule: messenger RNA, 924 nt
Organism: Penicillium psychrosexuale
Lineage: Eukaryota; Fungi; Ascomycota; Eurotiomycetes; Eurotiales; Aspergillaceae
Product: WD40 repeat domain-containing protein
Exons: 1
Coding region: 1-924 (307 amino acids)
Molecular function (GO): protein binding
Source: RefSeq, a predicted model, not a curated record